AUGACCAACCAAGAAGAGGAUGCGGUGCUUGCGGGAGACCCUGGAGGAAUUGGAGGGGGAAUUGGCGGAGCUGGAGGCCAGGGCUGGCCGUGCUGCUGCAUGCUCACCCGAGGACACUGCAACAGCCACGGUUGCCUCACCCAGAUCAGAGGUACAUGGCAAGGCUUGCAAGGCGAGGCUUGCAAGGUGACGCUCAGGGAACUGUAUAGCGGACGGCAUCGACUUGCUGCCUCAGACCCCUUGGCGGGAUGCGCGCAACUCAUUGGAAAGGAGAUCUGCGCGCAUCUUGUUGGAAAGCAUAUCUGCGCGCAACUCAUUGGAAAGCAGAUCUUCUACCGCGCACGCGCCGCUCAGCGCACCAAAGAUUGGGGGGGUUUAAAGCGCAUGCAGUCACGAUCGAGUCACAAUUCAGCAGAUUGCUGCUCAAUCACGCGCGCGCGCGAGGAAGAGGAGAUGGCCGACAACCCAGAUGAGAUGCCGCCACGGUGGACUCACCACCAGCAGAGCCUGCACCGCAAGCACCGACAGCACCAACAGCUGUGGCCAGAGAGACGACCUUAUCAUCCACCCAGCCCUCAGCCGCAGAACCAUCCAAGACCAAAAAAGUCUCUGAAGCCUAGAGCAAGCAAGAAGAAAAAGAAUCCUGCAGCCCCUGACUCAAGUCAGAUGCCGAACAAGGAUGGGUGGUUUGACAGGCUUGUAACAUGA
This is a messenger RNA of Ceraceosorus guamensis, 708 nucleotides long. RefSeq lists its product as hypothetical. The transcript has 11 exons. The record is from RefSeq and is a predicted model, not a curated record. NCBI's taxonomy places the organism in Eukaryota, Fungi, Basidiomycota, Exobasidiomycetes, Ceraceosorales, Ceraceosoraceae. Bases 1 to 708 code for a protein of 235 amino acids.